GGACAGGAGACCGGACAACUCGAUAAAUCCUGGGCCAGUAUCCAGGCACCGUGCUAUAUUGUGGAAUAGGAGCCCAGGCCUCAAGGUAGAUACUGGGACAGAAACGUACAACUGGUGAAGUUUCGCCAAACUGCAAUAUACAAGACAGGAGCCCUGACAUCCUGGGAAUUCCAGGAUAAGAACCACCUCUCUGGGAAAGAACAUACAGAUCCCAGGAAGUACAUUCACCCAGUCAGUGGGAAUGGCGAGUGUUUCAUCAACUGUAAAUAGCUGGUCUGAAAACCUGAAUACUCCACAACUUGUGAGGGAUUUGGGUUUACAGGAUCAUUAUCCUCACAAACUGUUACUGGUGUCAAUGCGGGAGGUAUCCUGGGGUAAACUGUACGACUGCAAACCAACUCGACCAGAAGAUCUUCCUUGGCGAUUUCUCCAAAGGAUCCUCUCAGCUAAUUCACUGGCGAGGAAUCCUGAAUGGCCGCCUGCUCAGUCCUUGGAAGACAAGAAAGAUGAUGUUGAAGAUUUCAACGAUUUCUUUGAAGUGAAAGGGCCAGGAGAUUCGGGGAUUAACCCUCUGGAUAUCAUUGCUGCCAUUUUCCUCUGUGCCGACCACUCUCUCCAGCAGGAACUGAUGCUGAAGAUGUCUCUGUGCCAACUUGCAUUACCCUUUCUGCUGCCGGAAGGGCACAGUUACCCCAGGGACAAGGUGAGGGAACCCAUGGAAGGGCCUGGUGUCACCCUUCUCCUCUGGGCCAUGAGGCCCAUUGUUAAAAUGUGGUGCCCACAAUCUCCCACAGGGAACAGCCCCGUUGUGGAGAUGCCCAUCGUGACAGCAACCGUGCCAACUGUUUCCUUCCUCAGACUCGGAAGGUGCACGGUGUCCAAAUCCAAACUCCUCAAUCUCACCUUGAGCCAGAGCCAGCUGCAGCAGAACAUCUUCCUGCACUCCGGGAUGGAAUGUGGGAAUGUGCCCCGUAGGAUAUCGGAUGGGAUGGCUGAGAUCAGCUGGUAUCUACCUUCUGGGAAGAGCAACACGGACAUUUUCCCAGAGGCUGCUGCAUUCAUCAACCUCCGAGGUGAUGCUGAAACUUACCAGGGACACACUCGGUUUCUGGCAAAAGUCUCUGCUGCUCUCUUUAUUUUCAUUGACGUUAUCGGUGAGAAGGAAAGAGAAUUCCUCACCUCUCUCGCACAGUCACCGGCAAAAUUAUUUCUGAUAGUGAACACUUACAUCAGUGAGCAACACAUCACCCCUGGGCAGGUAAAGAAACUGUUCAAAGAUCUGAAGUUACAACCUCAACAAUGCAUUGUUCGGACAAAUGUAAACGAGGCCAAACUUGUGGAAAAACUUCGUUUCCAGAUAAAACAAGUGAUUCUAAUGAGGGACAGGGACCAGAGCUUCCUGAAUCUGGAACAAAUGGGUGACAUUGCGAGAGAAAGUGGGAUUCAGGUCGAUGAACAUCAGCCUGAAAUACAACGGGCCAAGGACCUGACCAAAAUACUGGGCAGUCUUGACCCUGCAGACAUCACUGGGUAUAAAAAGAGAGUGCUGCCCUUUCAUGGAGAGCCCUGGCAAGGACUGACUAAAGUUGAGAAAGAGAAGUCUCGGAUGAAACUCCGUGGGGACAGAACCACAGAGAAGUAUAACCAUGAGUUGGACCAAGACAAGAAAAUAAUCCGGGAAGCUCAGCUCAGACAGAGCCUGUCGGAGGAGAUGCAGAUAUUCAUUGACCACCUCACCUGUCCUGGUGGGGAUGACAGGGCCAUUUCCUUGCAGUGGCUGAAGCUGAUGCUGGACAGUAAAUCAAGGGAAAUCAUGGCAGGAUUGCGCAGGGAUUAUAAAGAACUGAGCAAAGACUCAAAGCAGAAGGUCAAGGAGCUGAAGGACAUGGAUCAGAAGAUGACUGAUAGUUCCCUGGGACUUGAGCACUUCAUGAGGGAACUGGGCCAGGUUUAUGAACUCUCAGUGACACAACACAACAUAAAGCAACAAACACAGAUCCACCCACAUGUGCUUCAGUUACCGGGUGUUGCUGCUGAACUGUUGCUGGAUGGGUUCCCACUGGAGCUCAUUGAUGGAGACGUCUCCAACGUUCCUGUUUCAUGGAUCACUGCUGUACUGGAAGCAGUGGCCGAGAAGGUGGCACGUGCUUCCAGAGUGUUUGUGCUGACAGUGAUUGGAGUUCAGAGCACAGGCAAGUCCACGCUCCUCAAUACAAUGUUCUGUUUGCGGUUUGCUGUGAGCAGCGGCCGAUGUACUCGAGGGGCCUACAUGCAGCUGAUGAAGGUAACAGGGAGCCUGGCGGAGGUGCUGGGCUGUGACUUCAUCCUGGUCAUUGACACGGAGGGGCUGAGAGCUCCAGAACUUGCAACACUAACAGACAGCUACGAACACGACAAUGAGCUGGCAACAUUCGUGGUGGGAUUAAGCAACAUAACGUUGGUAAACAUAGGCAUGGAAAACAUCGCAGAGAUGAAAGAUAUUUUACAGAUUGUUGUUCAUUCCUUACUCCGCAUGAAACUGACGGGGAAAAGACCAAAGUGUAUAUUUGUCCACCAGAAUGUUGGAGAUGUGAGUGCACAUGAUCACAAUCUGAGAGGCCGUCAGAAACUACUGGAACAGCUGGAUAAGAUGACAGAGGCUGCAGCAAAACUGGAGAAAGUGGAGGGAGUAACGUUCCGUGAUGUGAUGGACUAUGAUGCUGACAAGGACAACUGGUACAUCCCUGGUCUGUGGCAAGGUACACCCCCAAUGGCUGCCGUCAACACUGGCUAUAGUGAACACGUCUUCCAACUGAAGAAGAGUCUCAUUCAAUGUUUACUCAAAGGGAAACUAGAACAAGGAGCUUUCACAAUCCCAGACUUUACCAAAUGGAUGACUGGCCUUUGGGAACAGGUGAAACAUGAGAAUUGCAUUUUCAGCUUCCAGAACAGUCUAGUCGCAGAGGCUUACAACCAGCUCUCUGUGAAGUACAAGGACUGGGAGUGGGAGCUCCGCAAAUUCACACACUCCUGGGGAAACGAGGCUGAAAACAGAGUAAACAAUGCCAGUGGUGACCUCAACCUACUGCUCCAAACACUGGAACAUGAGAUCAGGAUGGAGAUUAACAAAAGGGAGGGUGAGACUCUGGAUAAACUAAAAGCUCUGUUUGAAAGUGGGGCUGAUAACGUGCAGCUGAUGGAGAAAUACAGGGAGGAAUUCAAGCUCAGUAUCUCCAGUUUAUGCAGACGGCUUCAGGACGAUUCAAUGCAGAGAUGUAAGGAUGCUGUGAACAGACGUGUGGGACUGCAGGAAGUGGAUGCUAGUUGGAAUAAAUCUCACAAGAAGAUCGAACAACAGGUCAAGGAGCUUUUAUUAAAGUGUAAAGGGGCAAAUCAGGUGUUGGGUGACGAGGAACUGCAAACUGCCUUUGGAAAGAUGUGGCAAGACACACUGUCACAGCUGGACUAUCAGCCCUGUAGAGAAAGAAACAUUGAACUGGAGAUUGAAAAACUUCUCAGAGAGAACACAGCAACUCAAGGGAGGGUGAUUAAUGAAAUGCUAAAAAGAAAACCUCUCUGUAAACAGGGAAGUCAGUGCUUUCAAAUUGAAGGGAAACACAUCAACACGACAUGGAUGAGACGUGCUAAAACAGUCAGUAUGUCCGCCAACCAAUCAGAUGUUAUUCAGGCAGCAAUAAUAACACAGUCCCUCGAGCUUGAAUGCCAUCAAUGGAUCAGUGACAUCACAAAAAUGGACAUGGAUUAUGACAAUAGAUAUUGUAUUGAACUUUUGAAUAUUAUACAGGAGAAAAUUAACAAUAUUUCACACCCAAACUUCACAAUGAGUGAGGAAUUCAGGGCUGAGUUUAAACUUCACCUGUGUGGUUACGCUGUACCAAGAUUCCAAGACAUGCAGACAAGGUUCAUCCAGAAACACGACCCGCGGCAAAGACUGGAAAACAUGAAGGGUCAAUACUUUGAUCUCUUCAGGGAUAUUUACUCAGAGCAGGAUGAGAACCAGAGACAAGCAGAACGGUUUGCACAAUCUUGUUUCUUGCCAGCUCUCAGAGACGCCACCCUCAAGGCUCUCAGUGUGAACAUCGUAGAUGAUAUGAAACAAAAUGACCGUGAGAGCAAGUACAGUCUCCGCAACAACUUCACUGUGGCCCUCCUGGUGCACUUGAAACAAAGGGAUACAUUUGAUGACUAUCACCGGUAUAUCACUGACCUUGAGAAUUUGGCCAAAGACUGGCUCCAUCACCAGGUUAUUGAUCACUGCAAGACACAACGUGAUGGAGAGAGCACGUUUACCCGUCUGGCUAAAGGAAUCCUCACACAGAUCACUGGGAAAGCUAAAGAGAUUGUUGAGGAUGCAGUGAUGCAUAACUUUGCUGGAAAUGUUCAGAGCUUCCUGGACAUGUUUGUUGAAAAGUUAAAGACCAGGAUCUCAAUGCCCAAAGAUGAAAUGAAACUCGUUCUGUUUCACAGUGACGGUGAUGGCAAGAAAUGGGCAGAAGCAGUUCUGCCAUCUAUUGAAGAGGUGGAGCAGAGACUCCUCAGUGAGGUAACAGGCUGGGAUGUCCAAGCAAAGAUUGAAGAAUUAUCCAUUAAACCCAGGGAUGAGUUGUUCAAAGGGUUAUUCAAUUGUACCAAGAAAUGUCCUUUCUGUGGGGUUUUCUGUGAUUCAGAGACCCCGGUACACUCACAGCACUCUUGUAAGCAGCACAGACCUGAAGGUCUCAAUGGCAAUCGAUGGAUAGACAGUGAACGUCUGGUAACUGACGUCUCCACACCUUCAGUCACAGGUAAAGGAUCAUUCACAAAUCAACGGUUAAAGAGUCAACGUCUUGUAACUGACGUCUGCGCAGCUUUAGUCGCAGGUAAUGCAUCCUUUAGUAAUAACGACACAAAUGGGGAAUGCAAACCCUACAAGGAUUACCAAACUGUCAAUGAUUACUACAAAUCCUGGAUCAUCCAGCGGGAAAUUUCCGCACAGGCAGCAUCCUAUUGGAAGAAGGUUUUCUACACUUACAAUAAGCAGUUUGCUGGAAAAUAUGGGGUAAAACCUGCAGUGAUCGAUGAAGCCUGGAACAUUGACUGGGAUGUAGUGAGGGGAGAUCUGAAUAAGACUUAUAACACUAACAUUCAGUCUUGGUGAGGUGCCUUUACAUGACAUCACUCAGAGGUAGAAAUGGACAAACUGCUUCCGUAUGAAGGAAAUGGCAGAG
Messenger RNA from Amblyraja radiata (thorny skate), 5207 nucleotides. Its product is annotated as up-regulator of cell proliferation-like. Gene Ontology annotation, molecular function: GTP binding. The coding region runs from base 242 to 5137 and encodes 1631 amino acids. The record is from RefSeq and is a predicted model, not a curated record. The transcript has a single exon. NCBI's taxonomy places the organism in Eukaryota, Metazoa, Chordata, Chondrichthyes, Rajiformes, Rajidae.